GCCACUGAAUCGCGAUGAGAAAUUUUUUCUCUCAGAUUAAAAUCACCUGGAAGACAUGUCUGAUAUUUUUCUGACGAACAAAAUUGAGCGUGAACGUGCUUACUAGUGUAAGUGCGCCGGAAAACGUGAACCCAUUCAACUGUUUCAGUCCAAACGCGUUCUCUGGCAAGGUGAGAUGUGUUAAUUCGUCAGAAACGUGCGCAAAGCUCGGAAUUCCAUCGGGACGUAUUAUCCGCGAGUGUUUUUGAGAACGCCAAAUUCAAGUGAUGAAUAAUAUUGUCAGAGAGUUCAACUCACAUUUUGUCCUGAUUAAUAAUCUAGUUCCAGGGUUCAUUUGAUAAAAUAAAAAAAAAAACAUUACGUGCAAACAUUUUUUUCCAAUUUGAUCGAAUAAUCAUAACUUAGCAUAGAGCACUCUUCGCUGGUCCUUUUGAGAGGCGUUUUAAUCUAUUUACUUUUGUGUCAAUCAAAAAUCCGCACGAAAAUUGACAACCAGCUCUAACCAAUUCUUUUCGGCUGAGAGUACCUACUCAGCAUUUCAUUCCUUCGAAAGAUGGCUUUGCCUCUUUCCUUGACGUGUUCACAAAGGGUGAAAGAUGUGCUGGUCAAUACUGAGCAACAAUUGGAAAUAGGGACAAAUAUGGCCAACAAAAUAUUGGCCCCUGUGAAGACUGAUAAACAGAUAUACGAAAAUUCAAUGUUGGAGGAUGAUCCAAACGCGAAUUGUGCCAUAAGUCAGAAGCAGAAGAUACAUCCUAGAUGGGGGCCUCAGCACAAGGGAGCUCAGGAGUUAGCGAAUCUGUACAGCAACGGAAAAAGGACACAAGAAUGUAUAUGCGUUGGAAUAUGUAUCACAUUGAUAGUAGCCAAUUUAUUGUUCAUAAUCAAGAAUCUGAAAAUAGAGAAUACAAAUGCCAUCGUAGCGGCUGCUUUUGGAGGAAUCAUCACCGCUGAUUUCUGUUCAGGAUUCUUCCACUGGGCAGCUGAUACUUGGGGUUCCGUAGAUCUUCCCAUAUUGGGAAAAAACUUCUUACGUCCAUUCCGUGAACAUCACAUAGAUCCCACGUCUAUCACUAGGCACGAUUUCAUCGAAACCAAUGGAGACAACUUCAUGGUAACCAUUCCGUUUCUUGGUCGCAUGGUCUGGGACUUCGUGACCCUCUCUGAGGACGAUGUCCAGAAGAAAUUCACGUGGAACUGUUACGUAUUUCUCCUGGCCAUUUUUAUCGCCCUCACAAAUCAGAUCCACAAGUGGUCCCACACAUAUUUCGGCCUGCCUGGAUGGGUCGUUUUCCUGCAGGAUUGUCACGUCAUAUUGCCAAGGAAACACCACAGGAUACAUCACGUGGCGCCCCACGAGACCUACUUCUGCAUAACGACGGGUUGGCUGAACUGGCCCCUGGAAAAGAUUCACUUUUGGACCUCUCUGGAAUUCCUCGUCGAGACGACCACGGGAUGCAGGCCUAGAGCAGACGACAUGAGAUGGGCACAGAAGGGCUCGAUUUCUUGAUAUCAAUUUGGAUUAGGAUUCGAAGGGGCAGUCUCCCCGCGGAGAUUCGAUUAAUGAAGUCCACACGAUCAUUCAGGUUUUUUCACCAAUACGCUUGUAAUAGAGAAUAAAGUAUUUUUUUAUCAUUUGAAAUCAUUCCUCUGCUUGAACUGAGAUAAAAAAAUGCUACGAAUUUCA
Messenger RNA from Coccinella septempunctata (seven-spotted ladybird), 1687 nucleotides. RefSeq names its product plasmanylethanolamine desaturase (gene Kua). Lineage: Eukaryota; Metazoa; Arthropoda; Insecta; Coleoptera; Coccinellidae. The transcript has 4 exons. Gene Ontology annotation, molecular function: oxidoreductase activity. The record is from RefSeq and is a predicted model, not a curated record. The coding region runs from base 554 to 1510 and encodes 318 amino acids.